AUGGAAAACACAGACCGUUUUCAUCUUUGUCGCCCUCACGGUCAUAAGCAAUCCAAGUUCACUCAAUAUGACUUCCAAGAAGUGAGUAGCAUCAAAUGGGAGUUUAUCAAUAUGACAGAACAAGAAGAGGAUCUCAUCUAUCGAAUGUACAAACUUGUAGGGGACAGGUGGGAUUUAAUAGCAAGAAGAGUGGUCGGACGAGAGGCAAAGGAGAUAGAGAGGUUUUGGAUUAUGAGAAAUUCUGACCAUUUCUCCCGCAAAUGA
Molecule: messenger RNA, 264 nt
Organism: Capsella rubella
Lineage: Eukaryota; Viridiplantae; Streptophyta; Magnoliopsida; Brassicales; Brassicaceae
Product: MYB-like transcription factor TCL1
Exons: 3
Coding region: 1-264 (87 amino acids)
Biological process (GO): cell differentiation
Cellular component (GO): nucleus
Molecular function (GO): transcription cis-regulatory region binding
Source: RefSeq, a predicted model, not a curated record